ACAACUUCCGCCUUGCGUAAGAUUCCGGGUUGCAUGGUGAGAAAACGUGACUGGAUGACAAUCGAGUGACUGGAAUUUCGUGGAACAGAAGUGUAUUGAGAUUUUCGCAAUGAAGAUUUGGACGUCAGAUCACACUUUCGACCACCCGUGGGAGACUGUGGUGAAAGCAGCAUGGCGGAAGUACCCCAACCCCAUGAACCCGAGUGUGCAGGGAAUUGAUGUGGUAGAGAGGCAGGUUACGCCGGAUGGGAAGCUCAAGAGUCACAGGCUACUUAGUACAUCGUGGGGGCUGUCAGCAUGGGUUACAAAAAUUGUCGGCAUGGACCAAGUGUGCUACGCCAGUGAGCACUCGGAAGUGGACACAUCCAACAGGACACUCACCAUGAGGACAAGGAAUUUGACGUUCUGCAACGUGGUGACCGUGGAUGAGUACCUGUCCUAUGUGCCACACCCUGAGGACCGCACCAGGACCACACUGCACCAGGAGGCGGUUGUUACGGUGAAGGGAGUCCCUCUGGGCAGCUACCUCGAGACAGUCAUGACAGACUCUAUAUCCAACAAUGCAGGAAAGGGACGACAAGCUAUGGAGUGGGUGAUUGGGAGGAUCAAGACAGAAGCUCAGGACCUGAAACAGGAAGCUCAGAAGUGCAUGGACACUGUGUUACCGAAAACCCCCACCUCUCGCACAACGUCUUUAUGACGACCCAAAUCUGGGAGUUAGACUAGCAACCACUAAAGCAUCUUGUGAUACUCUUCCUUUCGUUCACCUUUCUGUUAUCACCUGAGAACAUUGACUGUCCAUUUCGACCCAUGACAAACUCAUAAUCUUUUCUUGGUUCGCUUAUUCGGGUAAACUUGCUGGCAACAAAGAAACUGUUUCACUGUCAUGGCAUAAUGGACCUGUCAAAGAGCAUUCCUUUCUGUGUGGAGUUUGCCAACUCCAAGCAGGGAUCCGUCAUGCGACACAUCACCACCUUCAGAUCCGUCACUGUCUUCACUUCAAUGAUCAAGCCACAGUUACACCCAAUUGUGGGUGUAUGGUAAUAACAAGUAAUCAAAUUUUGAGGUCCGGAGCCUGGCAGUAAAUCACUUGAUGCAAAUAAUGAAUGCGAAAUCCACUUCAUUACUGCUGGGUUCGACAUUGACAUUGGUCUGGUGUAAUAAUUCGAAUGCCUUUCUUGUCUCACAUAUUUUAUCUCAUUCUGUGUGUUAUGCUGUAUAUUGUCUUGAUCCAUACCAAGUCUGGUAUUUGAGCAGUUCUUUCCCAGCUUGAAUCAGUCUAACCUGUCUGACACAGGCCAUUGUCCUCUUGAGCCUUCUCUACAACACAUUGGUCACCUGGACAGGGAUGCAAUGGUCUCCGCACUGCAAUUUGCUGUGCAGAGUUGCAUCCCUUAGCCCCACCAGGACCUGCUGCUCAUUUGAAUCCCACAUUGUUAUGAUCCUUGUUCUGCGCUCACGGUUUCAUCAAAGUGGUAAAAGUCGACAACAUGCAUCUUUUCUCACUUAGGGCUUUCCUCCCACAUUAAGCUUACCUGCUGUGAUAUAACUGAAAUACUGUUACAAUCAGCGAUGACCCAACACCCACCCACUAAUGCUAAUCUGGAUGAUUUGGCUGACAUCCAAAUCGAUCAGGUUAUGAAGGAAAUAAGCAAUAAGAAGGUAUGUAGGAUUUGUUCACAUCUCUAAUUAAUCCCUGAUUAAUGAGAUUCAGGUUUUGUUCACAAAUUGAUGAUUUUGCUCCUGACAAUACCGACUUAGAUGCAACAAAGACCUCUGAGCCUAACAUGCAUGCCUGACCCUUUCAAAGAAACUCUGAAAAUGUAGAUUUUCUUUUCAAAUUGUCCAGUGUAUUCCAUUGCCAAACAACCUUAGUGAAUAUGUUUAAUUUAAGUUGAUCCAAACUUAACUCACUUUAAGCCUAGUAGCAGAGAAGCACAUAAUUGGUAAUUGCAAUGUGUUUGGAUUGGCAUGGAGGUACAUUAUUUACAUUUUCCCAACAAAAGAAGGGUAGUAUUACUGUCACCUGCUUCUGGGGCUUGUGAUCCUGCCAACUCUACCCACCUUGUUAUGCUGUUCUGGAUUGGUUGGAAUUAAUUAUCCCCAAAUUAAAGAAAAACAAUAAAUCUGACUAUUUGUAGCUAGGGCUAGCGAUCAUUACGGAUCAUGGAGAUCAAUAAUCGUCAACUAAAUAUCGAUCAAUUAUUGAUAUAUAUAGGAGAAGUAACUUUAAGCAAAUAUGCAAAAAUCUGAAAGAAAUCAACACACUUAUGACAUAUCUAUGCAUGGAUUACUCUUGGACAUAAAUGUUAGAGCAAAAACAGUUGCUUUCCUUCUUUGGCAAUUGACUUGAUUGAUAAUAACAAGUCUGUUCUGGUAAAUUUAAACUUUAUUUCAUCACAAUUUUUUAUGUGAGAUAUUAUCGAUGACACAAUUUUCAUAUCGAUUUUCGUUCUCAUGACGAUACUUCCAGUUAUCGAUCUUUUUAGCCAGCCCUAUUUGGAACUGAAAUUGCUGAAUUACUAGAAUAAUCUACAACCUUGCUUCAGUGUGUGUUACAUUCAUUGUAUUUGUCUGGGUGGGAUCUCGCCCUUCAGCUACAUUCCAGUUUCCCUGACGGUUCUGGUGUAAUUGUUUUCACUCUCAGACUUACCAUAUUUCUGCAUGAAUCAAACAAUCCAUCCAGAGAAUGAAAUAAUCAUCUGUAUCAAGUGUUGUUGAGGUUAUGCUACUCAAAUCUUGAUAGGGAUAUUCAUCUUGUCCAGUUGGGGACUGUAUGUAACUGUCUGCUUUGAGAUGUUGUCGUACAAAUAGUAUUUGAUACUGCCAUUGAACCAGCACAUCAGCCCAUUUGCCUGGAACAAGCUUGGCACUAAAGCUGUUGUAUGUCUAUCUUAGUGCUUCAAUUGUCGUUACUUCAUACCCUAAGAGGGGCGGUCGCGUAGCCUAGUGGUUAUAGUGUUCGCUCAUCACGCUGAAGACCUGGGUUCGAUUCCCGACAUGGGUACAAUGUGUGAAGCCCAUUUCUGGUGUCCCCCGCCGUGCUAUUGCUGGAAUAUUGCUAAAAGCGGCGUAAAACCAUACUCACUCACUCACUCGCUCGUACCCUAAGAUCUCUUCUUGGAGUGUAGACCUGACUUAAGGAGUAUGACCCAGGAGAGUUGCCCAAUACAUAACAGGGCUGUGGGAGAGGACUGGCCAUCAUAGGGAUUUGGACGAUCAUCAAAACAAAUAUUGGUGUGAAUUUCAUGAACUACUUUGGCAAAUAUUGCAUCCUUGAAGUAAAUCACCCAAAAAUGGAAAAACACUUUAAGAGGGUUGCUAUUCAUUACUAGUACAUAGUAAUAUAUCUGCACUAUAGUGGUGGGGUCCUGUAAGAGGCGUCUAACGGGAUCGGGUGGUCAGGCUCGCUGACUUGUUUGAUGCAUGUCUUUGUAUCCUAAUUGCGUGGAUCGAUGCUCAUGAUGUCAGUCACUGGAUUGUCUGGUUCAGACUCGAUUAUAUACAGACCACCGUCAUAUAGCUGAAAUAUUGCUGAGUGCGGCGUUAAACAACAAACAAACAAAGUAAUUGUGUCUUUAAGUGGACGAUUAUUUUAUAUUCUAGGGAAAGGGUGAGUUUGGAUUUUUGUUUGAAACGGAAUGUUUUUUAGUCACUGAUUGUUUUUUCUCCGUAAGGUGCCAAACAAUUUUUUUCACAACUGUUUUUUUCAGGACAUUCAUGUGUGGGAAACAAGUUCUUUUGUAAAAUUUGCAGCACUUUUUUCUCCCCUUUUAUUUCUCACCCUACACCCGCGCCAAGAAUAUAAAAUGGUCGAUGCUAGAGGCCCAUCUCCGCAUAAUAUCUUCAAACCACUUCCAUGACUUUGCAGUUCAGGAAACGUUUCAUGGCAGGGACAUUGUUUGAAGACAUAAUUUGUAUAUCAUGGCAUAUUUUUUAUUUAAUUUUUCCAAUUAACAAGGCAUAUAUUUGUGUAGUAAUAGCAUUUUAUUUAUUUCCAUGGUAACCAUUUGAAUAAUGGUGCACAAUUUUUAUUUGAGUGGAAUUUCUGUUAGUGCUGGAGCAUAUUAGCUUAAUCCCCUCACAAACAAAGUGCCUAAAAUAGCAACUGGUAUAGCCAUAUUUUUUUAGCUUAUGAAUGAGUCAUUGAGUGGCUUGCUUUAUAUUUUUGCUUUAAUGUAGGUUACUUUGAAUUGAGUGCGGCAUGUAUACAGUAUAAUGUGUACAGUUAUUAUGUUGUCGAGUACAUGAGCUUCAUGAAUGUACAUAAUUGGUGAUUAACUUUAUUAUUGAUAUGUGUGACACUGGAUAUGUUAUAAUGAUUAUUGGUUACCAUGGUUACCCAAUGGCCAACCUGCACCUGUGCUGCUAGAGAUCACUGAUAUGAUAUUGGGGUUAACGACCUGGGCCCGUUUAAAAAAUCAAAGGGGGGCACAUGUGGCCCAGUCGUCUCAGGCGCCGCGAUUCGCGGUGCAGAGUUGCGUCCAUGGGGCCCGCCAGAAACCUUUAAUAGUGGGUUCGCAGGUUCGCAGGUUUGUCGGCACCAUACCCAUGCUCGUGGGUUUCACCGAAGUGGUAAACGUCUGAGACCUGCAUCACUGCAGGCUUUCCUCCCACAUUAAGCUGACACACCGUGAUAUAACUGGAAUACUGUUAAAAGCGGCGUUAAACCAAACUCACUAUUUUCAAUUCGGGCAUACUGAUGUAACACCCCUGGAAUCAAAAUGUAUUAAUCUGGAACUGCUUUGAAAGCUCUUUUUGUCCAUUGCCAAUAUCAUGAAGAGCUUCCACAAGGCAUAUUUACCAUAUGAGCAGCAUUGGAUGUGUGUCCCAGUCAUAACCUGCACAGCUGAUGUGUCUGACACUGAACAAUGGUAUGUUAGACAUGGACUUUGUUAUGCAUUAUAUAUUUGAUCCUGAUACAUCUCGUAUUGCAGAGAAUGAAAAUUAACAAGUUUAGAUCCACGAUCAUUGUUCUCUUGAUCAGUUAUUGCCUCCUGUUUGAAUAAAUUUAUGCUGGUUUUUUUAAUACACUGAUAGUGAUAUACCCGUACAAAUGAAAAGGUAAAGAAGACCCGAUUCUUUCAUAUUACUGUAGUUAAUGUGUCAUGGCAUAUCCAAGAAUAGGGUCAUGCCAUGACUGAUUAACUAUAUUAUUUGAAAGAAUCAGGCAUUCUUGAACUUCUUUGAGUGGUAGUGUCAGCCCCACCUGACACAAUAAUAUGCCAAGCACUGCAGAGCAAAUGACUUUCUACAUUGUGCUAGCACAAAUAGUUGGUUAUUUUCUGAAUAAUUUUCUUUUUUCCAAAGCCAAAUGACUGAAUAUAUGCUGCUCUUUUAGAGUGAACCUCAUAAUACAAUUGUUUAUCCUCUAUACUCUGUUAGCUAAGUAAACAUAAGAAGCCUUGGCCCUGUUCUACAAAACGGUUUUAGCACUACGACUGUCGUAAGUCUGUGUUAGAGAAUGGGAGUAGUAAUCAACUCAGUGCUAAGACUUUUAGUGACAAGGCCUGGUCCACAAGGGCCAAGUGUUAACCCAUUAUGAGUGUUCAGUGUUUAAGUUAGCCAUAAAGUCAGCAGGCUCCUGUCCAUAAAACAAGAGGUGAGAAAUACAAACUUUGGGCGCCUUGUAGAUUAAAAUACUGGAGAAGAAAGUUUUAACACUGAUGUUUUAUUGGAGAUGUUUUCUUGCCUAUUUUGUUGAACUUAAAUUUACUGAUUGCUUAUGGUAGGUGUAGCAUUGUUUUUAUCAGAUCAAGAGUUUUCCAAGAAAAUGAUAUUUGGAAAUAGAGACUGCUGGUCAAAGAUAUGAUCAUGGUAAUGCACAUGAAAGCGCACUAUCCAAUUUGUUAUUGUUGAUUUUUGUUAUGUACUGUUAUUUUUUCUCUCAAAUAUUUUGUUUGUCAAUAGUCUAACAUUUCUUUUUUCCUAUAUUCCAAUAUCAGAAUGCAUCUGACUUGGUAAUCAGCACAGUUAUGUUCGAUAUAUAUUCAUGAUAUAUAUGUGAUAUAUAGAUAUAUUUAAUUACAUUAUUUUGUUUAUUUUGAAUAAAAAACAGUGAUGACAAGUGAUUUGUGUGAUUUGGAGAUUAUAGGACUUGUGUUUAUUAACUGUCAGGCAUCUGCUACCAGCUUUUCUGUGAAGAAAUCUUAACAUUGUAAUGAAGAAAAUGUUUUGAGAACCUGUGAAAUGCAUUUGUAUUGCCAUGGCAACAAAGAAUAAGUUAUUGUUAACAUAAGAAUAAUUUCAUGUCAACUAUGUUUUUUAAGAUGUGUAUUUAUCAUGUUUAUGUUUGAUCAAGUGGACAUAUUAUUGUGUGUCAGGUCUUUGGUUUUAAGUAAUGAAACAUGUUUUGUGCAGGAUAUUCAUGAAGAAUGACUCCAUCUUUGUUUUUGGGAUACUUGGAUACAACUGGAUACUUUACUUUAGCCAUUUGAGUGAUAAUUUGACAAACAUGAGUGAAUGUCGAUUGAUUUUGCUGAGAUGUAAUUUUUCAAGAAUAGGAGGAGGAAUAAAGUGAUUUUCUUAAA
This is a messenger RNA of Haliotis rufescens (red abalone), 6530 nucleotides long. Its product is annotated as PRELI domain containing protein 3B-like. Gene Ontology annotation, molecular function: phosphatidic acid transfer activity. The record is from RefSeq and is a predicted model, not a curated record. Gene Ontology annotation, cellular component: mitochondrial intermembrane space. Gene Ontology annotation, biological process: phospholipid transport. The transcript is spliced from 6 exons. Lineage: Eukaryota; Metazoa; Mollusca; Gastropoda; Lepetellida; Haliotidae. Bases 110 to 700 code for a protein of 196 amino acids.